AUGGGGACGUUCAACUUCGGCAAGUACAACGGGAAGACCUUCGAGGAGGUGUUCGAGAAGCACAAGUCGUACGUGACGUGGGUGAAGAACCUGGAGAACCCCUCGGGGUCGCUAAUCCAGUUCAAGGAGUAUGUCCUGGAGAGGGAGAAGGGGGAAAGGGGGCAGUCAGGGGAGAAGGGGCAGCCGGGCCGGCUUGACCACCUUGACCAAUUUGGCGGCAAAUCCCCUGCGAACUGCUCGCGCGGCCAGGGGUGGGAAGGCAACACCUGGGAUGGACCCCAAGAAAGGGGAGGCGGGGACACCUACCGAAGCAGAAGCUCGUAUGAUAGAAGCCCCAGUGCAGUGCUGAAAGGGGUGGGCACCCCCGGAGGAAGCUACAAAAAGGAGGGAUACCAAGAAGGGGCAAAAUCGGUGAACAAAAUGAAUAGCAGGGAAUACAAAACGUACGAGCAAAGCAUAAUGAAUGAAAUAAGCAACAGUUAUAAUAAGAGCGAAAAGGGAGAGAAGGCCGAAUUUGAUAUCAUAGUGGCGUUUGAAAUUUUUAGUGAUGACACAUUUAAGAUUGUGCAAAAGGAUAACAACAGCAAUGGAGGUGGUAGGAAAUUCGCUAGCUUUAAAAACUUCGUCCCGAAAGAGCUGUUCAAAAUAUUAUCCGAAUUUAACCCAACAUUAAAGAAAACGAAUAACUAUUCUUGCAUCACGUUCGAAGCAGAUAAAUACGAAUACGUGCUGUCCAAUUUGAAAGAGAAGUGUACCAUCUUGGGAGGCAUACAGAGCAUCCCCAAUUUUUUGCUAAAGUGUUUUAAACAGUACAGCCGAUUUUCGGAGCCACAAAAAGUUUCCGAAAUGACUGCAAGUAUUUUGACGAGUACUUUAUGUCCAUACACGAAAAAGAAUUAUGACAAAAUGGAUAUCCUUGUGGGAGACAAGCUAAGUGCAGAGUUGAAAAAUUUUCAAAGAGAAGGAGUUUUUUUUGGUUUAAAAAAAAAUGGGAGAGUCUUAAUAGGGGACGAAAUGGGAUUGGGAAAAACGUUACAAGCGUUAGCUUUGAUGGCAUUUUAUCAGGAGGACUGGCCAUUCAUCGUUGUUUGUCCGUCUUCCAUCCGGUUUCAAUGGAAGGAUCAGGCACUACGAUGGUUAUCUCAUUUGUUGACAGAAGAUCAAAUCUGUGUUGUGAAGAGUGGAAAAACAGACGUCCCACGAAAUUGCAAAAUGAUUAUAAUUUCCUACGAACUGAUGACCAAAAAUGAUAAGUACCAGAAUAAGUACAAAUCGAUCGUAUGUGAUGAGUCCCACUAUUUGAAAAACUCCUUUUCAAAGAGAACGAAAGCGAUCACCCCCAUUAUUAGGAGUGCCAAGAGGUGUGUCCUGCUAUCAGGUACCCCAGCUUUGAACAAACCGUCUGAAUUGUACGAACAGGUGUCUAGCAUUAUUCCGAACCUUUUUAAUUACCAUGAGUUUUGCGAAAGGUACUGCUUUAAGGACAAAAAUAUCUACACGAGAAAGAUCGAGUACGUUGGGUGCAAACACACAGAGGAGUUGCACCUAUUUCUGACUAACACGAUUAUGAUAAGGAGGUUAAAAAAAGACGUUUUGAAGGAACUGCCAGAAAAACUGAGGUCCAAAAUUCCUGUGGAAAUACCCCCCAAAGAGUUAAGCGAAAUUAUUACCUACCACAGAAAAUUAGAGUCAAAAAAAAAUAUCAACAUUUCGGACGAUUUGGACGAGUUGCCAUUCCCAAGCGGGGGUAAUGAGUACGGGUAUGGCCAAACUGCUAGUGGCAUUCCCAACAGGGGCGACGAAGAGAAUGUCUCCAUUUCGCACCUAUUCAAAAUGACGGGUUAUGCAAAAGUGAAAGCCAUAAAGGAGUAUAUCACCUACCUGAUCGAUGCCGACAUCAAGUUCCUCCUCUUCUGUCACCACAAAUUAGUGAUGGACGAAAUUGACGAUUUUCUGAGGGAGAAAAAAACCAUGUUUAUACGAGUAGAUGGAUUAACCCCCAUUGAAAAAAGAGAAGUGUACAUUAAGAGCUUCCAAAAUGAUGACCAUGUGAAAAUUGCUUUACUGUCGUUGACUGCCUGCGGGAUAGGGUUAAACCUAACUGCUGCCAAUACAGUCGUUUUUGGAGAGUUGUACUGGGUACCCGGGCAAAUAAUACAAGCAGAAGAUCGGGCACACAGAAUUGGUACCACCCAUGAAGUUGUCAACAUCCAUUAUUUAAUUGCACAAAAUACCAUUGAUGAAAUUGUCUGGAAAAUUAUUAACAGAAAAUGGAACACCCUUACCACGGCUUUGAAUGGAAUGGAAGACUCACUAAAUGUGAAGGAGGUAAAUAAGUUUGACAAAUUUAUGAUAGACUUAACCAAUGAUACGAAUAAGUCCUAUCCCACCUCGUUAGUCACGACACCCAAAGUUAGGAGGAAGUCAUCCGAACAUAACAAAUCGUUUGAAAGCGCCAGUAGUAACACCAAACGGGAUAGGGACAUACGCGAUUUCUUCAAGUCCAGUGAGAAAUCCGCUGAAAAGUCCGAUUGUGCAAAGAAGCGGUCGUACGGCACUCCAACGAAUGAUUGCUCUUCGGACAGCACCUCGCCGAUUAUUGUCAGCAAGCGGUACAAAACGGAGUUGCACUAG
Plasmodium vivax (malaria parasite P. vivax) is the source of this 2634-nucleotide messenger RNA. RefSeq names its product helicase, putative. Gene Ontology annotation, molecular function: ATP binding; ATP-dependent chromatin remodeler activity. Gene Ontology annotation, biological process: replication fork processing; DNA repair. The transcript has a single exon. Lineage: Eukaryota; Apicomplexa; Aconoidasida; Haemosporida; Plasmodiidae. The record is from RefSeq and is a predicted model, not a curated record. Gene Ontology annotation, cellular component: nuclear replication fork. The coding region runs from base 1 to 2634 and encodes 877 amino acids.